Messenger RNA from Centropristis striata (black sea bass), 2318 nucleotides. RefSeq names its product zinc finger CCHC domain-containing protein 7-like. Gene Ontology annotation, molecular function: zinc ion binding; nucleic acid binding. Bases 432 to 1907 code for a protein of 491 amino acids. The transcript has 8 exons. NCBI's taxonomy places the organism in Eukaryota, Metazoa, Chordata, Actinopteri, Perciformes, Serranidae. The record is from RefSeq and is a predicted model, not a curated record.
UGCUCAAACGUGUAAACAAGAGUGGAAGUAACAAACCAUUCAGUUGUAUGGAGGGAAAAUAUUAGAAGCGUUAAAUAUCAACCGACAUAGAGCGGACUAAAAUGGUAAGCGCCCGCAAAAUGCCAUUAUAGACUUUUAUUUAACUUCGGUCGCUAAUUUAGCUACAUUGGCUGCCUCGGCCAACACAGAGCUAAUAUUAGCAUAGCACCGGUUAGCCUGAUGUUAACCCACGUGUCAAUAUAUUUCAUCUGUUUACGUAUUCACUUUAUAAUUACACGUUUAAGAAAAAAAUAAUAAACACCGGCAUGUGUUAUUGCUGUGCGGUGCUAACUCGUUAUUAAGAAAAAGUUGUGGUAGGUGAGCCAUUAGCCACCACUGUUUGAUAGCAGUGCUGUGAGCCGUCGUUGGGUGGCGCGGUUUAGCUUUGUACUAUGGACUAUACUAAAGAAAACGAAGAUGAUGAUGGAGAGGAAGGCAGCAAAGACGAUCUCUUCUUUAUUGAGGACUCUGGUAGUUCAGAGGGAGAAGAAGAGAUCAAGUUCAGUCACCAGAAAUGCGACAGCAGAUUUAAACAAGCUGCUCGGCUCAGCAGGGAGAGCUCUCCUCAGCUCCUCCUGUUCAACAUCACCUCCAGGCGGGCUACGUCCAGUUUGGACCAACAGGAGGAGGAGGAGGAGGAGGAGGAGGAGGACACUGAUCCCAUCGAGGAGUGGAUGCUUGUGGAAGGAGAGGAGCAGGUGGGAGACUCAAGCAUCCAGCUCAACCUGAGUUACUGGAACAGCUCUGAGGAUGACUCUGGAGAUGAAGAUCAAACUGUGAAGUCAGUGAAGGAUGACUGGGCUGUAUCGGAUAAAGACAAGUACGGUGCUGAUCAGUCUCUGCCCAGCCGCUAUUUUAUGGGUGGUCGUUCUCUGACCUGUAACAUCUGCAACAGGACUGGACACCUUGCCAAGAGCUGCUACUACUACAAGAAGAGUCCCACCUGUAUCCUUUGUGGGAUCCAGGGCCACAUCCAGAGGGACUGUCCGGGCCGCCCCUGCCCCAGCUGUGGACUGCCUUCACACGGCCUGAAGCUCUGCCAAAGGCCCCCGGUGUGGAAACAACACUGCCAUCGCUGUGGGAUGUCGGGGCACCUCUCUGAUGCCUGCCCUGAUACAUGGAGACAAUACCACUUAACAAUCCGGUUAGAGCUUCCAGUCCGGCCAUGGACAGUCCACACCUUCAAACAUAAGAAAUGCCCUUCUCAUUGCUACAACUGCUCCAAGAGGGGACAUUAUGGUUUUGAGUGCACUAGGAGGAGGAUGAUCAGUGGGACUUUUCCCUCACUGCCUUAUGUUUGCCAAUAUGACACCAUGGAGGACAUUCUUCAACAUUUCCCCAAGAAGCAGAAAAAAGCCAAAGAGCUUUUGAGUGCUGGAUCCCUGCCUUUCUCAAACCAGCAGCACUUGCCUGAAGCAACAGGCGAGAGCAGUGAGGAGAACGAGCCGGUCCAGGGGAGGAGCAGUACAAAGCAGGAGACGUGCAGCCGGGCUGGCAGGAGGAAGACAUGGCCAGAGAGGCGCAGAGAGAGACGGGAGGUGAAGAAGCUCAGGAGAGCGGCUCAAGCCCGAAGAGAAGGAGGACUACUGGGGAGAUCCCAGAAAAACAUUGAUGAUGAAGUUUGCCCUGCAAACCCCUGCAGAUCCGCACUCUAUGCUCACAAGCAGUUUACACCCUCGCCACAAAAGAAGAAGAAGAAGAAGAAGAGUGAUGAGGCAGGUGGUAGAAGCCGGAAGAGCAGAGAGUCGGAGAGGUGGAAGAAAAGAGGAGGAAUAAAACGUGGGGAUUUACAUCCUCAUGGUGACGCAGACAUCGGGAGUGAAAACCUUUUUUCUCCCAAACAAAGAGUUCGCCACCGACGAAGAUGAAGUAAUUGUUAAAAAAAACAAAAACAUUUUCAAGGCGUAACAAAAAAUGUUUUUUGUACUUGUCUUUUUAUUGAUUGAUUAAUUUAUUUAUUGCCAAUAAAAAACUGUAGAAUAGCAUAUACAGUUGAAGGUGAUCACCACAGUAGCAGAUUUAAAUGUAUGUAAUCUAUAAUACUGACUGGGCCAAAGGUGUGCAACCAAACUGCCUGUUUGUAUAUAUUAUAUAUUAGGAGAUGGUUUGUUUUCCCUUUAAGUACAAUGCUAAUUUUACAGUACCAUAGCAUUUUCCAUGAUUAAAAUACUUGAUCAGGUAAAAGGCACUGAAUUAUGAUAUGCCUUUCUACGGAGUCAUUUAUACUGUAAAAGCAACGACAAUAAACAUGAAUUUCCAGAUAACCUCAUGCAUAAUUU